Molecule: messenger RNA, 1921 nt
Organism: Neolamprologus brichardi
Lineage: Eukaryota; Metazoa; Chordata; Actinopteri; Cichliformes; Cichlidae
Source: RefSeq, a predicted model, not a curated record
GUGAAGGGAUUUGUUACUUUUGUUUUGAAAGGUACUAUAAAAUAAUUACUCUACACUUCCUCUUUCAAAGCACAGAUAAUACAUUUCAGUUUCCUCCCGUCGAUUUUCAGGGUGUGGACCUCCGUCAGUACUCCAAACAGGUGGAGGCAGAGCUGCAGAGGAUCGAACAAGCCUCCAUCAAAGACUACAUCAAAGAGAGUCAGAACAUCGCCCUGCUGCACAACCAGAUCACUGCCUGCGACUCCAUCCUGGAGCGUAUGGAGGGCAUGCUGAGCGGCUUCCAGAGCGACCUGUCCUCCAUCAGCAGUGAGAUCCAGACGCUGCAGCAGCAGUCGGUCAGCAUGAACGUGCGGCUGAAGAACCGGCAGGCCGUGCGCAGCCACCUCAGCCAGCUGGUGGAUGAGCUGGUGGUGCCUGGGGCCAUGAUCUCCACCAUCCUGGACAGUCCUGUGACGGAGCAGGAGUUUCUGGAGCAGCUCCACGAGCUCAACACUAAGAUCAACUUUGCCAAAGAGCUGAGCUUCAGAGAGACGCUGGCGUGCUCCGACAUCCAGGACAUCGUGGACCGCCUCAAACUGAAGGCGGUGUCAAAGAUCAGAGAGUUCAUUCUUCAGAAGAUUUACUCCUUCAGGAAACCGAUGACCAACUACCAGAUCCCACAGAACACUCUGCUGAAGUACCGGUUCUUCUACCAGUUCCUUCUGGCCAAUGAGAGAACGGUCGCCAAGGAGAUCAGAGACGAGUACGUGGACACCAUGAGCAAGAUUUACUACAGUUACUUCAAGUCGUACAGCGGCAGGCUGCUCAAAGUGCAGUACGAGGAGGUGGCAGACAAAGACGACCUGAUGGGAGUCGAGGACACAGCCAAGAAAGGUUUCUUCUCCAAACCGUCGCUGAAGAGCAGGAACACCAUCUUCACUCUGGGCCAGAGGGGCGCCAUCCUGAGCCCGGCCGAGCUGGAGGGGCCCAUCCUGGUCCCGCACACGGCUCAGAGAGGAGACAGCAGGUAUCCCUAUGAGACGCUGUUUCGCAGCCAGCACUACGCUCUGCUCGACAACGGCUGCAGAGAAUACCUCUUCCUGUCUGACUUCUUCAUGGUGGCCGGAAACUCCGCCCUCGACCUCUUCAACAGCAUCAUGGGAAAGACUCUCAGCAUGUUCCUGGUGAGAACCUCCUGUCAGAGCGGCAGGCUUUCCUCUCCAGCAGAAACGUUUGUUUGGUCAAUUCAAACCACAUUUAUUAUCCGACUUUGUCACAAACAGAUUUCAGACUUUGGAUCAAUUCUGUUUGUGGAAAAGAAAAGUUUGACUUCUGUGUGGCUGCUGGUGUUUCUCUGCUGUGUCCAGGAGAGGGCAGCAGACGACAGCAAAGAGGUGGAAGGCUUCCAGCAGCUGCUGCUGGCCAGAACCCAGGAGUUCAUCGAGGAGAUUCUCUCUCCGCCGUUCGGAGGGAUGAUCGCCUUUGUGAAGGAGGCCGAGGCGCUGAUGGAGAAAGGGCAGCUGGACCGGCUGAAGAACGACGAAGCUCGAAUCACGCAGCUGGUUCGGGGGUUUUCCAGCACAUGGAAACAGUCGGUGGAGGCGAUGAGUCAGGACGUCAUGAGGUCCUUCACCAACUUCAAAAAUGGAACCAGCAUCAUCCAGGGCGCCCUGACGCAGCUCAUCCAGUACUACCACGGCUUCCACAAAGUCCUGAACCAGCCCACGUUCCGCAGCCUGGCCGUCCGCUCCGAGCUCAUCAACCUCCACCACCUCAUGGUGGAGGUCAAGAAGCACAAGCCCAACUUCUAACGGGGUCGGGGGUCAGAGAGCCGGCGAACGCACCGACGCUGCUGCGGGUGGAGGUGACAGUUCUCUGCAGAGUGUUAAGAAAGACUUUUGUCUCCAGAUGAAGGAGCCGAUCAGGUCAGAGGAGGAGAGUG